CCUAUCGGCGGGGAUUAGGGUUAGGGCUUUAGGAAGGGGGCCGCCGAGUUCUUGAGCAAUGGCGACGGAAGAGAUGCAGGUGGACGCUCCCCCGGCGGCCGUGGUGCCCGAAUCAGUGCUCAAGAAGCGCAGGCGCGACGAGCAGUGGAGCGUGGAGAGAAAGGAGCGCCUCGCCCUCGCCCAGAAGAAGAACAAGAGCAAUCGCCGGCUCAUUUUCAAGCGCGCCGAGCAGUAUGUCAAGGAGUACCGCGAUCAGGAGCAGGAUCUGAUUCGGCUCAAGAGGGAGGCCAAGCGCAAAGGAGGCUUUUACGUCGAGCCGGAAGCCAAGCUCAUGUUCGUCAUCCGGAUAAGAGGUAUCAACGACAUGCAUCCCAAGACCCGGAAGAUCUUGCAGCUUCUUCGCCUGCGUCAGAUCUUCAAUGGGGUGUUCAUGAAGGUGAACAAGGCAACCAUGAACAUGCUCAAGAGAGUCGAGCCGUACGUGACUUACGGGUAUCCGAAUCUCAAGAGCGUGAGAGAGCUCAUCUACAAGCGUGGCUACGGGAAAGUCAACAAGAAGCGCAUCGCUCUCACCGAUAACUCGAUCAUCGAAGAGAGCCUGGGGAAGUAUGGAAUCAUCUGUAUCGAGGAUCUCAUCCACGAGAUCUACACGGUUGGGCCACACUUCAAGGAGGCGAAUAACUUCUUGUGGCCUUUCAAGCUCAGCGCUCCUCUCGGCGGAUUGAAGAAGAAGAGGAAUCACUACAUCGAGGGAGGAGACGCUGGAAACAGGGAGGUCAAAGUUAACGCUUUGAUCCGCAGGAUGAACUAAAUCGCCCUCUCAACACCCUCUUUUUUGCCUGGUUUUAUGCUGUGUGUUCUUCCAGAGCGAGACUUUUUAAAUGAUCGAGAACAUUCGCAACGAAAA
Molecule: messenger RNA, 907 nt
Organism: Selaginella moellendorffii
Lineage: Eukaryota; Viridiplantae; Streptophyta; Lycopodiopsida; Selaginellales; Selaginellaceae
Product: 60S ribosomal protein L7-2
Exons: 6
Coding region: 59-811 (250 amino acids)
Biological process (GO): maturation of LSU-rRNA from tricistronic rRNA transcript (SSU-rRNA, 5.8S rRNA, LSU-rRNA)
Cellular component (GO): cytosolic large ribosomal subunit
Molecular function (GO): RNA binding; structural constituent of ribosome
Source: RefSeq, a predicted model, not a curated record